AUGGUUCAGUUUUCUUUACCAAAGGAUUCUAAAAUUAAUAAAAAGGGUAAAACUUAUCCUGUUCCAGCUGGAGCAAAAAACAUAAGAAGGUUUCAAAUUUACCGCUGGUCUCCUGAUGAUGAAAAAAAUCCAAGAGUGGAUACGUUUUUUAUCGAUAUGGAUAAUUGUGGCCCUAUGAUCCUUGAUGUAUUGAUAAAGAUAAAGGAUGAAAUAGAUUCCAGUUUAACUUUUAGACGUUCUUGCAGGGAAGGUAUAUGUGGAUCUUGUGCGAUGAAUAUUGAUGGAACUAAUACACUAGCAUGUACUAAGUCAGUGAGUGAGAUCAAGGGUGAUGUGAAAAUAUAUCCGUUACCUCAUAUGUAUGUAGUAAAGGAUUUAGUACCAGACUUAAAUAAUUUUUAUAAACAAUAUGAGUCAAUAAAGCCCUGGCUACAAGCUGAUGAUCGUCCAGAAAAUAAGGAAUAUACACAGUCUAUUGAAGAAAGAAGUAAGCUUGAUGGUUUAUCUGAUUGUAUAUUGUGUGCUUGUUGCUCUACUAGCUGUCCAAGUUAUUGGUGGAAUAGUGAUAAAUAUUUAGGCCCAGCGGUAUUGUUACAGGCGUAUAGAUGGAUUGUUGAUAGCCGUGAUAGUAAGACGAGUGAACGCCUUGAUGCAUUAAAUGAUUCGUUUAAAUUAUACCGUUGUCAUACAAUAAUGAAUUGUACAAAAACUUGCCCUAAGGGGCUUAAUCCAGCAAAAGCAAUAGUUGAAAUAAAGCGACUNACUAAUGCUAGAGAGGUAGUUUUUUAUACUCCUCAUAAAUAA
This is a messenger RNA of Rhagoletis zephyria (snowberry fruit fly), 804 nucleotides long. RefSeq names its product succinate dehydrogenase iron-sulfur subunit-like. Gene Ontology annotation, molecular function: electron transfer activity; oxidoreductase activity; 2 iron, 2 sulfur cluster binding. NCBI's taxonomy places the organism in Eukaryota, Metazoa, Arthropoda, Insecta, Diptera, Tephritidae. The record is from RefSeq and is a predicted model, not a curated record. Gene Ontology annotation, biological process: tricarboxylic acid cycle; aerobic respiration; respiratory electron transport chain.